AGAUUCGGUUACGAUCGAAUAUAAUUUUCUUAGUUGUGUUUUUUUUUUUUUUUUUAUAUCGAUAUAUGACUGAGAUAACAAAGUCCGCUCUAUAAAAUAAAGGUUUUUCUUUCAUUUUUUAUAAUACACUUGGUUGGUACACUUAAUAAUAAUCCACAGAAUUAAUAAAUUAUACACAAACAUAAGCGGGAAUUUCAAUUUUCAUUCGAUUACAUCAUUAAAUGGUGCUUUUUGCAUGAUUUUCAUUCGAUUUUUAUACGAUCCGGAGAAGUGAACUGGGUCCGUUCCUUUACAUGAUUGCAAUCAUUUCAAUUUAAAAAUUAAAUUAAAAAAUUAUUUUGUUUUUUUUUUUUUUUAAUUUUCAAACAGGAUUACUUUCAUUAAUCGCCCCUUUUUAAUCCACUUUCAAUUUUAUUUACACUUUUUAUUUGUUUUCCCAUACCGAGUUUAUCGCAAAACUAGAAUUGGGUGUAUUCGCAAUCGGGAGAUAAGAACUUGUUUAAUUUAAUAAUUGCCAUGCAAGAAAGUAAUAAGAGCGAACCAUUUGUUUCGAGUCAGUUUAAAAGCUCAAUACAAUAUGAUAACGUCAACGCUAAUUAAUAAAAUAUCUACGAAUUGGUAUCGAUGUGGCGAAUUAUUGCAAAAUAAAUGGAUUACAUUUUUAAAUAGCGUCGGUGACGACUCGGUUACCAUAUGGAUAGUAGUGCCAUUUAUUUUAUUAUUGUUCAGUUUUUGGUUAUAUGCUGGCAUUUUUACCCUCAUGGACAUAACGAAUAAGCCACAUUUCUUACGAAAAUAUAAAAUACAAGUUGGCGUGAAUGAACCAGUCGAUAAAAAUAGAUUAUGGAAGGCAACAAAGCAAGUUCUUUUCAAUCAAUUGAUCAUUACUCCUGCCAUGCUAUUUUUCAAUUAUUUUGUAUUGGUUAAGUACAUAAGUUUUCCCUGUGUACACAUAUUACCUUCUAUGAGAAGAUUUCUCAUUGAUAUGUCUCUAAUGGUGGCAUUGGAGGAGGCUUGUUUUUAUUAUGUUCAUCGAGCGUUACAUCAUCGUUCCAUCUACAAGUAUAUCCAUAAGCAACAUCACGAAUGGACAGCGCCGGUAGCUAUCAUUACACUUUAUUGUCAUCCAAUUGAACAUAUAUGCAGCAAUAUGGGACCUAUUGGUGUAUUAACGAUUUUGAUAAGACCUCAUAUUCUCAAUGUCUGGUUUUUUGCAGUUCUUGCCAUUUUAAAUUCGAUGACCGAUCAUACAGGCUAUAGUUUUCCAUUUUCACCCAAUUCAGUUCGUUUCCACGAUUUGCAUCAUGCCAAGUUUCAUUACAAUUUCGGUGUAAUGGGUUGGCUCGAUAAACUGCAUGGUACCUAUAAAGAAGACAAGGAAAACAUGAAAAAAAUUAAAUACCAAUAAAAAUAAAAAUUAAAAUCUUUACAUCCAAGCAUGGGUAAUCAUUAAUUUGUCUAUCUAAGCCAUUAAUUAGUUUACGUGGUACUAUGGAAGAAGACAAAAAUUUUGACUCCCCGUUAUGUUACUUUUUGCAUCCACCACCAAAGACUAGGAUUAUAUUCACUUCGUCAAAAUGUUUGCAGCAAUGACAGAGAAGCUUCUAAUGCAAGAGCAUAGGAAGUUUCUCUCCGAAGAAUGGUAUUGGUGCAGCGACACUCACACACAGAGUGUAACGUAAAAAUCAAAAUGUUAUUGUUUUUAAAAACAAAAAUAUUCGGUUUUUUGCGAAGUAUAUUCUACGGAUAACUCUACACUAUCUAUAUAAUAAUGAAAAAAUCGGCCACGCCCAACCAAUAUUACAAAAUGAGAAGAUUCUAUUCUAAUUAUUUUCAUAACUUUACCUUACACUACUUGUGGUAUAGAGGCAUAUUAAGUUUGCGUGGAUAUAGGCAACAAUCAGAAGGACUGGAGAUAUAUUCACCUUUUACUAUACCAAUCGAAUGAUUGAAAAUCACUUUCUGAAUCAAUCCAAACCCGUCUUUUGAAAUAUUUUGAUAAAAUUUGUUACGUUGACGUCUUCUCGUCCAUGGCAGGACGCUAUUGAAGACGUCCAGGAUCGGACCACUUUUUCGAUCACUUCCCAUGUACCGACUUAUUUGAAAAGUCAUAUAUGUAUACGAAUAAUCCUAGACUGGUAUGGGGGUAGUUAAUCGGUGUUUUUGUGCAUGAUUUUUAUAUAUAACGUAUUUGUUUCACUUGUCAUGAGUUAAACGUGUUAUGGACAUAUUCCAGUUCAAAUCCUCUAUUUUUAAGUUACUCUUUCCACGACAUUUACAAAUACUUGUCUAACUAAAUCUUCAUUACACUCACACAAAAGAUAAUUCAGUUUUUUCUAAAAUUAACCAAAGCAUUCGACUCCACGUAAUAAUCAAGAUGAUACGAGGAUUUUGCAAUAUUAAUGAAACAACUGAAAAGAACUGGAAAUCUAAGGUAAAAAGAUAUGGCAACCGACAACAUAGCGCUUAAAAAAUCGACAAGUAAGCAUAUUUUAGGCAUCAUAUAAAAAAAAGGCAAGAUUUUGUCACUCUGUUAAAAAUUACUCGUGAAAUUAAGCAAGUCUUUGCCGACUCCCGUACAGUUUAUCGUCAACACACAUUCGAAUAAAGCUUAAGGCUCGUAAUCGAUUUACGUUUUUUUUUUUUGAAAAAUUCAAAUAGGCCAAAGAUUGGUCGCCAAAUGUCGUAUUAUUUUGCAUUUUACAAUAUUUUUGACCGAAUUAUUGAUUUAAUCGUCCCUUUUCCAUACUACUAAAAGAACAAAGAGAACCGUAUUUAGAACA
Molecule: messenger RNA, 2783 nt
Organism: Glossina fuscipes
Lineage: Eukaryota; Metazoa; Arthropoda; Insecta; Diptera; Glossinidae
Product: fatty acid hydroxylase domain-containing protein 2
Exons: 4
Coding region: 578-1408 (276 amino acids)
Biological process (GO): sterol biosynthetic process
Molecular function (GO): iron ion binding; C-4 methylsterol oxidase activity
Source: RefSeq, a predicted model, not a curated record